Saccostrea cuccullata (small rock oyster) is the source of this 1258-nucleotide messenger RNA. RefSeq lists its product as uncharacterized. Bases 1 to 1080 code for a protein of 359 amino acids. NCBI's taxonomy places the organism in Eukaryota, Metazoa, Mollusca, Bivalvia, Ostreida, Ostreidae. The transcript has 3 exons. The record is from RefSeq and is a predicted model, not a curated record.
AUGGCCACACCGAAGAAGCUUGCGAAAUUAAUUGUAAAGUCGGAUGAAACGCCUGCCGAAAACAUUCAAGGUUAUGUGCACGAGGUGUCCCCAUUGAAGACUUCCAAAAAUAACAACAAGUAUUUUAAUGCCAAGUUCCAGGAUAAUGAGUCUUUUUUGGACAUGGUGUGUUAUCGCAGCGAUUUGCUAGAGCAAAUGAAAGAACUAGAGAAGAACAGAACACCAGUGAUGCUACAAAAAAUCGGCAAAGCCAUAAGUCUCACCAAACCAGGAAAAUUUGAUGUCAAAAUAUUGAAGGACACUAGGAUUGCUCCCUGCAAGAAAUUGGAUUUUAGAUUUGAGAACCCACCGGAGUCGGAGGUAACCAGCAUUGCAGACAUAAAAGAUCAUGUCUUGGAAUAUGCCAAGGUGACUGUUGCAGCGAAAGUCCUAGAAGUCGGAGACAUUGAUAACCAGAUAACAAGUUCAGGAAAAUCAUUGAAGAAAAGGGAAUCUAUCAUAGCUGACAACAGUGGGGCCAUGGGGCUUACCAUAUGGGAGGAACAGAUAUCACUUGUUGAACCUGGUAAAUCAUACAAAUUCAAGAAUUUAACGCUGAGAAUCUGGAAUGAGAAGAAAAAGGUGUCCACGGCCAUAAAUUCUAGCAUCGAGGAAGUUGAAAACAUCGAAGCAGUAAACGACCAUGGAUAUGAAGACAUCACGAUAAAAAAGGAAAAAAACCAGCUUUUCAUUUUGUCAGCUUCAUGCAGCAAGGUGAGGAAGUGUACUAUUUGCAAUAGUACAAUACAAAACAUUAAUGAAGAAGUGAAAACAUUCAAAUGCACUAUCUGCAAUAUGCGGCAAAACAUUUCAAGCAUACAUAAAUUCUUAGAGUGCGAAAUAGUUGGGAUGCUGGACGGGAAACAAAGGAGACUCCAAAUACCAAAUCAAACACUGAAAUCGUUCUCCCCAACUCAAACCAUGGAAGAUUCUGAUGAAAUCGAAGAUGCGUUUUUAUCCAUGAAAGAAUUGGAAGUAGUUGUGUCAGGAACAAGUGUUGUUAACAUUUACAUUCCAACUCCUGCAAAGAAUGCAGUGUAAAAUUGUGUCUGAACACGAAAAACCUGUUGAUUUUUUUCCCAGAGUUGUAUAAUCCAAAGAAGGAUAUACAUGUAUUGCAUUUUAUUACUGCUUAUUUUACAGUUGUUAACUUUUAUGUGACUUUUUUUUUUUUUAUUCUGAAGUACUAUUUUGUGCACACUGACUUUGAUGAUCACUA